Molecule: messenger RNA, 1584 nt
Organism: Penicillium argentinense
Lineage: Eukaryota; Fungi; Ascomycota; Eurotiomycetes; Eurotiales; Aspergillaceae
Product: putative acid phosphatase
Exons: 6
Coding region: 1-1584 (527 amino acids)
Biological process (GO): dephosphorylation
Molecular function (GO): phosphatase activity
Source: RefSeq, a predicted model, not a curated record
AUGACGAGCCUCCAGCCCCGCGAGCCCUACUCCCCCGAGGAGUUGGACCGGCUCUAUCCAAAGACACUCAAGUUACAAUUGGUGCAAGUGUUCCUUCGUCAUGGUGAACGCACACCUGUUUCCUCGCGCUUCCAAAAUGUAAAUUUCCUUGCUCUGUUCGAUUGGCCGUACUGUGGUGUCGCGAGACGUAUGGUGCAGAUGGCAGCCAGUAACCAGGAGCUUUCCUCUUGGAAUGGCUUCCAAUGGCGCCGGAAGAUGGAGUCCUUUGGCAGCAAUGACCAGUCCAUUGUUGCGGUAGGUGCUGGCGAUGAGAUUGAAGGCAUUUGUCAACAUGGAGAGCUUACGGAUAAAGGGCGCGAAACUACGUACGCGCUCGGACGCCGCCUGCGCCAUCUCUAUGUCGAUCAGCUUGGUUUUAUGCCUGCGAUCAAGAAUGAUGCGGAGGACAUGUACCUGCGGGCAACGCCGAUCCCCCGUGCUCUGGAAUCCUUGCAGCAGGCGUUCUGGGGUAUGUACCCGGCCAAUGCGCGCACCCUGGAAUUUCCUCCGCCCGUGAUCGUUGCUCGGUCGGUUUCGGAUGAAACACUUUUCCCAAAUGAGGGCAACUGCCGACGAUUCCGCCAACUUGCUCGUCUUUUCGCCGACCGCGCGGCGACGCGAUGGAAUGAUUCCGAGCAGAUGGCCUAUCUGAACAAGCUCUGGUCCAAGCACAUGCCGGAGGCCUCACCCAAAGUUGCGGUCGAUGCGCAUCCUCGCCUUUCUGGUAUUAUGGAUACCAUUAACGCUUCUGAUGCGCAUGGACCGGCUACCAAGCUCCCCUCUGAAUUCUAUGAUAAGAAGGGUCGUGCCGUUUUGGAUCGCAUUGCCGUCGAAGAAUGGUUUGCUGGCUACAAUGAGAGCAACGAGUACCGUAAGCUAGGCAUCGGUGCUCUCAUGGGCGACGUGGUUGAUCGUAUGGUCAGCACUGCCGUUGACGGUGGCUGGCGCAGUGAGACAUCGGCUUCUGGGUCUGGUAACCCUGGAGCUGGCAAGUCAAUCAAAUUCGCCAUGAGCGGAUGCCAUGACACUACCCUUGCUGCGAUUCUGUCGAGUCUAGGUGGCUUCCAGGAUGGUUCAUGGCCACCCUUCACCUCAUCUGUUGCCAUUGAACUGUUCUCGCAAGCCCCUAACAACCGAGCCGAUGCUGGCUCAAUGCUUGAGGAGUUCGCUAACCCGCCUGUCACUGCUAAGAAACCUGGUAUGUUCUCGUCGCUGCUUGGUGGUGGCAAGUCCGUGUCUCAACAACUGGCCCCGUCUGAAACUGCGCGCGCACCUCUUGAGUCUUUCCCCGAGGAGACUCGCGAGUCUUUGCGCAAGCACUACGUCCGCAUCCGCUAUAACGACCGCCCGGUCACCAUUCCUGGCUGUGCCGCAAACGCCGGGAACCACCUCCCUGGUGAUGAGACAUUCUGCACCCUGGACGCUUUCAAGGAGAUUGUGGAUAAAUUCACCCCGAAGAGCUGGCAAGCGGAGUGUAUGCAGAACCUCGGCCAGGGUCUGUUCGGCCCUGACGACAAGGAACGUAUCACUGCUGGAUUUAGAUGA